CUUAUCCCUAUUGUUGAAACUAAGAGUGAGAAAAAGAAUGCUGUAAAUGGGAGCUACAUUGCUCAGAUAAAUCCUGCAGAUAAAGGGUGCCUGCUUGAGAAGUACAGCAGUAAAUACACUGACUGCGAGUUUGGGCUGUUGGCCAACCUUUAUGCCAGUGAGGGCCAACCUGGUAAGGUCAUUGAAGUGAAAGCCAAUGGAAGAACUGGGGAACUCAACUUUGUGUCUUGUCUGAGACAAAUUUUAGAGAAACACUAUGGAGAAAAGCCAGUUGGGAUGGGUGGUACCUUUAUCAUUCAGAAGGGGAAAGCAAAGAUUCACAUUAUGCCUCCAGAAUUUUCUGCCUGUCCUCUGAACACCGAUGAGGAUGUGAAUAACUGGCUCAAAUUCUUUGAAAUGAAGGCUCCACUGAUUUGCCAGCCAGUAAUAGUUUCCAGAGAUCCA
Molecule: messenger RNA, 444 nt
Organism: Eurypyga helias (sunbittern)
Lineage: Eukaryota; Metazoa; Chordata; Aves; Eurypygiformes; Eurypygidae
Product: ester hydrolase C11orf54-like
Exons: 3
Cellular component (GO): nucleus
Molecular function (GO): hydrolase activity, acting on ester bonds; zinc ion binding
Source: RefSeq, a predicted model, not a curated record